AUGAAUGACGAAGACAUUUCGACACUCUUAUGGCGGUUAGAAAAUGGAGAGGUAUCAGAAGAUGAAAGUGAUCUAGACGAGGAUGCCUUAGACUAUUAUGAUAAUGUCGGUGAGUUGCAAGCAGAUCUUGAAAGAGAGAACCAAAUACUAGAAGAAAUAUUGACCGAAAAUGAUGGGACAGCCCCUGAUCCUCCACUAAUAUUUGAUGAACUAGUAGAAAACCAGCCCCAUUCCAACGCCACUCCUAGUUUACGGGAUUUGGAAGAUGUACAGAAAACAUCUGUACCAAGGGGUUCGUACGACGAGAAUGUUGCUUCUCUUGAUGGUGUUGAGUUUGCAGCGACUAGCUGGAAGGAUAACAAACAGGUCUUGCUGUUAUCUACGUAUGUAGGUGCAAAUCCUGUGGGUACUAUUAGCCGCUAUGACAAGAAGCAGAAAAAAAACAUAUCAAUACCAUGUCCGAAAGUAAUUGAAGAAUAUAAUGCACAUAUGGGUGGUGUGGACACAAUGGAUAGUUAUUUAGGGCGAUAUAGGAUCCGAAUGAAGUCCAAGAAGUGGACCAAUAGACUAUUCCAACAUAUGCUGGACAUGGCGGUAAUAAACAGCUGGAUUUUAUACAAGAAAGUUUCACUGAAAAAGAAAACAAAUCCAAAAAACAUUUUAAAACUUGUUGAUUUUCGGACGGAGCUAGCUGAAACUUUGUGCAAGUAUGGGGCCGUAUCUGAAAAUAAAAGAGGCAGACCCAGCAUGAAUAGACAGGAAAAUACGUCAAAAAAGAGACCAAAGAUUGGUGCACAGACAUUACCACCAAACGACGUCCGUACUGAUGGAGUUGGACAUGACAAAAGCUACAACACUAAGAGAAAUCAGUGCAAAUAUGCAAAUUGCAAAAAAACUAACUUCUGUAAUGUGUACUAA
This is a messenger RNA of Parnassius apollo (apollo), 918 nucleotides long. The record is from the annotation of a GenBank genome assembly. Lineage: Eukaryota; Metazoa; Arthropoda; Insecta; Lepidoptera; Papilionidae.